UGCAAAACCCGCCAUUUUUGAAGACUUCGAUGGAAGUUUUCUGAAAAAAUAACUUUUUCUAUUCUCAAUAAUAUGGAAAAUAGAUGAACAUUACCGAUCACUGGAGAUGGAAGCAAACUUCGAAAGGGAGCUUAAACGUAUGUUCUUAUUUUUGCCUUGCUUUUUUUGUCAAACAACUCAAAGAUAUAUAGCGUCUUAGCUAUCGAUAGAUCUAAAGUUCACAUGGAGACAGAUCGACGAGAUUAAACAUUGAAGGUCUUAAUGUGUUCGUGAUUCUUUUUUGCACGUUUUUAUUUAGAGCUCAAGAAGAAAAAACUUAAAGCGCAGGAAAAAGGUGAUCUAGCCGAAGAGGCUAAACUCUGCAAUGCUGUUGGGGAAAUGCUUUUCCAUUAUGGUGAGAACACUUGAUUACGUAUUGUGAGAUCUUGUUAACAGAACGAAUUCGACCAAUAAAACGAGGUAAAUGUCAUUAAUAAUCAAUAUCAACUCAUAACUCAGGGUAAAAUGCCCGGAGAGCCACAUACCUCAUUAUGCACACAGUUUUUGGAUAAAGGAAACGAUGGCGACUUUGGGACUACCGCUUUGUUUUUGUAAAGAUCUCCGCACAACCCCAUACUACAUUCAGAUUAAAACUGAUUAAAAGAUAAUUUAAACUUAACUUAGCAUGGUGUAUAUCAUGUGAUGUAAAGUGAAGUGUGUCAUUCAACUUACUUAGGAUUCUAUGAAAAGGCUGUUAAGGAACACACAAGGGAAGUGCAGUUAUCUGAAGCAAGUCAAGACACUAUUGGAGCUGCUAUUGCUCACAGAAAAGUGGGAGAGUGUUUGUGUGCACUGAAAAAAUAUAAAGAGGCUCUGUUUCACCAAAACUUGCAUCUUGAGGUAAGUCUCAGUAACAGAUUGUUGCCAACAAUGUUAUGCCCUCUCUUCAAUAUUCCCUCUGAAUCACUAAAAUUGAAUUGUAUUUAUUUCAUCCCAGACAUUAUUCAUAUGCUGAUAAAGCUAACUUAAAAUGGAGCCUUAGUCAAUUAGUUUUUAUUGGAAAUGAGGGGUUCUUCUGUGCACUUUCAUCAAUUCAUUUGAGAACAUUAUCAUCAUCCUGGUUGACUAUAGCGAGAGUGACCUACACAGAUGAGGCCCUGGUAUUGCUCUUUUCCUCCAAUGCGUUCGAUUUUCCCACUAUGUAGCUUUUUGGGGAUGCAAAAUACAGAUAAAGAGCCAUCACUUGACAACCAAAUCUUUGUGGCUCAAUGGCUAAUCACAAUAUUUUUUAGGUAAACUUGCUUUAUGCACAAGACUUCCACUACUCAAAUCUCCUCUUUUUACUUUAAACACACAAAAGCUUGCUCGAUCAGCAAAAAAUCUUGUUGAAGAACAGCGGGCCUUGGCCACCAUUGGGCGCACAUGGCUUGUCCACUCAGAUGAUGCAAUCAAUAGUGACGAGGUGGAAGAAUUUCUUCUUGAGGCACAGACUGCAUUCCUGAAAAGUCUAGAUGUCUGUGACAAACUACACAGAAGUGUUUCCCAAAAGGAAUUGUUAGAGAUGAAGUCAAGAUUGUAUCUCAAUCUUGGUAUAAUUUAUGAAAACCAGAAGGAUCUGUGUAGAGCCAAGAAUUUUAUGGAGAAGGGUUUGAUCAUUGCAAGGUAAUUUUUCUCUGUGCAAUGUAUAAUUGGAAUUGGAAACAUUACAAACUUGAGAACAAAAGUUUAUCUUUCAAAUUAAGAUUUCAUCUUGGGAACAAGAAAUAGUUCUUGUUUAAGUUGUAAAUUUUUCCCUGUAAAAUGUACAUAACCCACAAACCUCCACCCUUGCUAACAAUAACUCUUGCAUGCUACACAUGCCUAUAUAUUGUUUGUUCCACACUCGCAACAAGAUGAAAAACAUCUUUAUCUAUUUCUUCUCCGUUCAGAACUCACCAUCUCUCUUAUUCCAUUUACAAUGGUAUUAAUGCUUGAAACAUCAGCUUUCAAAAUUCACUAAGGUGGUGUAUUGACCUCUAUCAUAUUCUUGAUGAUGAUCAACUGGUUAGCCUUUUUAUACUUGAAUUAAAAGUUUAUGUGGAACUGAGUUCAGCAAGCUUCAAUAAAUACACUCUACCAUGCUGAGGCUUUGUGUUCUCACACUUACAGAGAUCAAGGUUUGAGGGACACUGAGUACCGCUGUCUACUAGCAAUUGGUGGUAUUCAAAUGAAAUCUGAUCAAGAUGCACAUGCCUUGAGGUGCUUUGAACAGGCCUUACUGGUGGCCAGACAGGGAAACAACAAGUUUGAUGAGGCAGAUGCUUUGGCUUUGUUGGGAAAGGUACUUUAGGAGUUAACCUCUUUUAUUUACCACUUCAUGUUUAAGUGUUGGGGUGAAUGGGGUAUCAGAUGAUCUAUUAAAUAAUUCAGAAAGAAAUAAACCUGUGACUUAACUUUGUCAUUCAUGACAUACAACUGUCAGUCACAACAAGACUGAACCCCACAUUUCUGCGAAUUAAGUUGAACUGUGACUUAAUGUGACCAGGCUCACAAAAUGCAUGACAUUUUUGUCAUAGUUUUAGAGUUACAUCUGCAGAAACUAUUUCCUAUUGAUAAUCAAGUCAUCCCACACACAGGAUGUGCAUCAUAAAUUUCUUGUAUGUCACACUAUCAUGCCUAGCUUCAAAAUCAUAAGAAUUUCCUGUUAUUGUUUGAUUCCUUAUAAAAGAAGUACAGUUAGUUAGUUUAAUUCAGUAGUUCAGAGUGUCAAGACCUGCACCUACAAGCUCAGGACCUCUUGGUCACAAAAAAAGUAACUCCAUUGUAACCGCAAGUUGGUGACCUAUUUGACUGAGGAUUUGCUUGCAAUCACCUUUUUCUUUUUUGUAGUUUCUUGUAUAAAUAAAUUUAUUUGUGGCUAUAUGUCUGUCUCAUUGUUCAAAUAACAACAUCAGAACCUGCCUUGGUCACAUCAAUUUAAACUUCUAAUUGCCAGGCUGAAAGCGGACCUGGAAAAGACCCCUCAGAAACAACAGCACUAUAAUGCCCCACAAAUAACUUCCUCAUUGCAUUAGUAUAGGGAAGCAAACUGAACAACAUAUCUUCACUGACAGACUAAAACUGGCCAAGUAGUUUUUACAAACCAAACUUAAGCUUAUCCUAAGCAAAGAACUCCUGGUGUGAUUCUAUUGACAACUGCUGUUGAGGUUGUCAAAAUGUCAAUCACUGUCACCUACAUCAGUCAUUUUCAUGUUCCCCCUUAUCCAGAUAAUCAGAUUGCAUGAUCAAUUAUUACCCAUCUAUUCAAACCAUUUACAGUGGUAGAUUUAUUGUUGAUGUGUACUUUCUUAUUUGUUAGGUUUUCCUCAAGCUGGGGGAAUUUUCAGCUGCUCGUAGUAAUUUAAAGAAAGCAUACAUUAUUAAUAAGACCAAGAGAUCUGAUGAUCUAGAGGAAUUGAAAUCAAGUUUAGCAACAGGUAAAGCCAAAUCUGAGGCCAUUUUUUUUCAUAUGUCAUUUACUAAACCACAGCAUUCUUAUCAUUUCACUUGUUUUGUCUUUGUAGCCAUAAAGGGAAUUAGAUUUGAGAGAAAAUGGGCUAAACUCUCAGAAUUUUCUCUGGAUGAACAAAUUAAAAUAUUGGACACCCUUGGUGAUCUGUACUGUCAAGCAAAGUCUUUCCGCAAAGCUUUAGGUUUCUACAAGAGGGAGGUAACUUUUCCAUUCAAUUUAUAGAAUAGCUGCAUUGUAUUGUAUGUUCACCAUGCAAAUAAAUUCUUAAUAAUAAAUGCUUUUAGACUCAAGUGGAAUUCUCUUGAUGUAACCACCACUGGACUUGGUUUUAACACCAAUACAGGGAAAAAAUUGUAUAAUUCUAUUAGAUAUGAGUGGUGAAUCUUUUAACUCUGUAACUGAUCUGACCGUCUUGUAGUGAACUUCAGUUGUGUGUAAAAUUGACAAAAUUUAUGCAAUUUAAUGGAUUCCGAACUGAAAUAAAGUCACAAUUAAUAAUCUGAGCACUAAUAUUGUUCAAUUGUUUCAGUGCAAAAAUGUACAUCGACAAAUAAAUUUUUUUAUUACUUAUUAAUCAUAGUUGUAGCAGCCCCUGUUUUAAUGAAGAAAGCAAAAAAAAAUGAUAAUUAAAAACUAUGAGGCUUAUUUUGAGAAUGAGGGGUUCAAAAUAUAGCAGAGUGGUAAUUUUAGGAGAUUUCAAUGAUAGUACUUACUGGUUUCAAGGCUAAUUGACUAUUAAAAUGUCUCAACUCUGCAGCUUGAUUUGGCCAAAUGUGCAGGGAAGUCUGGCACAGAGCUGUCACCUAUUUUUGUGUCCCUUGCAAUAACAUACUUUGACCUCAAAUGUCCUCAAGAUGCCAUUGACUGCUACAUGAAAGAACUAGAAACAUUCAGUUUGGAAGAAGGGGAUGCCAAAAAGGUAAACUGGAGAGUAAAAGUUGAAUAUUUGAAAUUUUUAUUUCACAUUUAUUUACCUUUGACCAUAGACUCCUAUUUGUAUUAACUAACUGGUACAGCUUGCUACAUGACUGCAAAACUCAGUUUGCCAUAUAUUGUGACUCCCAUAUGAUUGUUGAUUAAAUUUCCAAGACUGUUUCCCAAUUGCUAUGGUGGCCAGAAGGGUUGCAGCUUACAGUACUGUUCUUUAAGGUUCUUUGUAGUAAUAGUAAAAUUGAGUUUUUAAUAAUCCAUCUGCUCUUUUCUCCUUAUCAGUGCUGAGACAGAACGAGCAAAGUUUUCCUUUGAACCUGAUCUACUGAGUAAUCUGAGAAAAUUGACCAUUAUUGUGUUUGGUCCAAUGCCUUUGCUUCAAACUGUCUAACAAGCAGGGGUUUCAAUAAAUUUUUCUAUAAGUGGCUGCCAAUGGUGUUAGUGAUAGGUGGCUGUGCCAUAAGGCAAAAGCCAGACACAAGAGCCUGAAAGAGAAGGCAGCAAGAUGUCUUAUGGACAGUGGUAGACCGCCAUUAACUGGCUUUCAGUGAAACCCCUGUUUAAUGGUUGUCAGAAGAAUGUAAAGUGGUCCUAGUUCAAGUUGAUGAUGUGUUACAGUCCUCUAAGAGCUUUCUUUUUUUGUUUUCUUAUUUGUAGAAGUGCGACACGUGGUGUAACAUUGCAUAUGUGCAUGAUAAAAGUGGACAUGAUUAUGAACAGAUUGAAGAUGCCUACAUGAAGGCCUUGUCUUAUGCCAAACAAGCUGGAAAACCACAAGCUGUGGUAGGAAUAAAAACUAAAUUUGUUAUACUUAUGUUCCCUUGAGGUAGGCAAGCUUUGCUUAGGAGGAAACUUUUAAAUGAUAUGGACGAAGUAAGUGGGUCUAAGCAACAUUGUAGGCGUUUAGGAUUGAUACAGUAGAAAAUUGGUUAUGGUUUCUGAUAAUUUUGAAUAAAAUCAUCAGGAAGUAUGAUUGACCCUUUCACCUCCAAGAUCUCAUUAGUAAUUCUUCUUGCCAUCAUCCAUACAGUUCUCGUGAUAUUGGUUCUGAGAAUUCGGUAUUUUAAUUGUAAGCUUUUGGAUUGAGUUACUUGAAAAGAAAGCAAACCAGAAAAAUAAAUUGACAGAAAUAAACCUCUUCAUCCAAGCUGCCAGCUCUGCUAAUUAUCUAUGGUUAAUGUUUUGAACAGCUGAGGGUGUGGAAAUGCUUAGCAGAUACACAAAAGAUGUUUGAUCUCAAAGACAAGUACCAAACAUCAGUUUCCAAAGUUACAGAACUUGAAAGACAGUUUGAUAUUGAAGUUGUUAGUGAUGACAGUGAUGAUGAAGAAGGAAGUAGUAAUGGUGAUGAAGAUCUUGCAAAAGUUUUGAUUGAAAAUGAAUUACUUCUCUCAGAAUCUGGUAAGCAGAGGGUAGUUCUUUCUAUUGACAAAUAAUGUAUAAAUAGCCCACAGGCAAAGCCCCUAUAAGCCCUUGUUUAGUUUUAACAUAUAAUCAGUGAUUGCUUCUUUACAUCUUUCUCAAGUGGUAAACUAAAUAAUAUUAGCUACCAGUCCAUGCUUUGUUUUACUGCCUCUGGUUAUGUUUAAUCAAUAUCAAGGUGCUUUUUUUAAUAAAUGUAAAUGGUUUUUUAUUUCUGAACAAAGAGUAAUCAUCUUUGUAGCUUUAAUAGGAGAGGGCUAAGUUUAUUUCCCCUCAAUUUUGUAUUUCUAUGUAGAUGAGGAUAAUGACAAUGAAGGAGAAGAUUCCAGACCGAGGAAUAGUUCAAGACAACUAAGAACAAGAAGCCAGGUGAAUAUAUUGUAAAUGUAUUGAAGAUUAAGUAAAUAAUUAUUUAUGGCUUUUGUGAUCUAGACUCCAUCAGGUGGCAGUUAUAUCAUACGAUAAUGCCUUUUGCUGGGUAAAAAAUUUAAAACAUAAAUCAAGAAGCCAGCUUCUUGCACAAGUGAGAUCUUUUGGGAAAUAUUUUUCAAGUACCAGUAAUUGGUUUUCCUUCACAAUAGCAACAAACCAUUUGGAAAAAAAGAAGAGCUUAAACAAAUAUAGUGCAUUUCCUUGAGGUAUGUUUUCAAUUGAUAAAUAAAAUUUUCAUCUUAAUUUAUUUUUUCUGUUUUGCUUUUUGACAGCGAAAAUAUGUGAAUGAAAAAGGAGAAACCCCACUACAUGAGGCAGCAAUUGCAGGAAAUUCACAACUUGUGAAAGAGCUGUUGGAAAAGGUGAAUGCUAUUCGAGCUGUUUGUUAGUUUUUUGGGAAGUGUGAAAGUUAUUUGCUGCUGAUGUAAUGUACAAACUAAGUUAACAUUCAGAAAAUGACUUUACCAUACAUUAUAUAUCUUAACAUUUAAGUAGCCCAAGAAUUUCCUAAUACUCAUGUAAAUGAAACAUUUUAUGUGCUUCAGGGUAUAUUGAUGCAAUGCUCUACAAAGGAUGUUCAUUUGUUUACUUAAUGUCCAUUUUCAGGGAUCUGAUGUCCAUGCAAGAGAUUACUGUGGCUGGCUUCCACUUCAUGAGGCUUGCAACCAUGGUCACCUAGGUUCUGUUCACUUUCCUGUCUUGCAUGAAACCAACUGAAAAACCUGCAUACACUUGGAAACAGUCAGUCUCAGAAUACACUUGAUUUAGGAGGAUCUUGAUCAUUCUCAGAUUAAAUUGCAUGGAGAUUGUUGGAUUUAAUCUUGUGACUUAAAAGGUGUUGGGUGUUCAUUUUUCUUUGGAGGGGGAGGGGGGAUACAUUGGCAUAGACAACAAUGUUUUAGACCCCUUCUCGAAAGAUUCAGGUUAGAGCUUUUGUUGGAUCACUCUGUUGUGUUCCUGGAUGCAAGAAGACACUUAACCCUCACCGUGCUUCUCUCCAACAAGGCCCCUGUUCAUUGGGUGGAUAAGGCUUUCCACUGGAUAAAUUCCCAUCUGGUGGAUAGUAGAAUACAUUUUGUUGACACUUAUCAGCUGGGUAGCAACUAAUACUUUGGAUAGUGCUACCUUCCCUUCAAACAGUGGGCUCAGGUGUAUAAAUGAGUGCCAGCCAAUGGUCAGGAUACCUAAAAUUGUUUGAAAUACCGAAGGGAUAAACCUAUAAUAGACUAGCAUCCCACAGGAGGAUAAAGGGGGGAGGGGGGGGUAAUACUGGUUGUGCCUUUGUACUAUUGUAAGCUUCCACUGGAUGAGCCUUUGGACUCAGAAACUGAAACUACCUUUUGAUUUGUAGAGGUGGCUAAGCUUUUACUCAUGGCAGGGUCAAAUGUUAAUGACCAGAGUGGUGAACACUGCUGUGGAGUGACACCUCUCCAUGAUGCAGCUGAGAAUGGUCAUGUUAAUGUUGUCAAGCUCUUGCUGUCUCAUGGAGCAUCCAUCAAUCUGAAAGAUGACAAGGUUAGUUUGGAGAAAUGCGCAGAAUCAUUGUACAUCAUAAGUCAGGUAGUUUACAUGGUAAGAAUGCUUUGGGGGUUUUACAAAAUGAGGUAAUUUUUGUGUGUUAUCCUCGUGGAUUGUCUUUGAUCUGCAAAAAAAAUAGCUCGUAUAGUAAAAUACUCCCAAAAAAUAGAACUACUAAAAAUUACAGCCUUCAGACAUGUGUAUUAUUCCUGAAUUAGUUUUCUUCUUAUUCUCCAUACUUAGACAUAUUUAAAUAUCCAUUGCAAAUUGACUCCCUGUACCUCCUCUCAAUGGGACUUAAAAAGUAAAAAGAAAAAAAUUGGGAAAUGUUGUAAUUUCUCUCCUUGUUAACCCUUUAACUCCCAUGAUUUUAUCAUUAAUCCUCCCCUUUAGCUGCCACACAUUUCCUUUUAAAUUAGUGAUAAGAAUCUGUCACUGGAUCAAAAUAAAAACUUGCACUGAAUAAGUUUGAGUAUUCACUUCACCUGUUUGUUGGAUAAUGUAUUGAUAUUAUAGGGAAAAGUUACAUGUCUAUCACUUCUAGGAGUUGAAGGGUUAAUAUUCUGCUGGUCUAAUAAAGUGUUAAGCAACUGGUGUUUUUUGCAUGAGUGAAAACAGGGAACAUUGUUAUGGAGAUGGAAAUAUUGUUUCAGUUAUUUUUUUGGUGGGGAAUGGAAGGAUUGAUUGACCAUGAUUCACAAAUUUUUUCACUCUAAUAUCUCAAGCUAUGCUUUUUUUUCAUACCUAACCUGAUUAAGCUGAAGUUGAGCUUUAUGUUUUUAAUGGUCCAGCUGCAGUUUCUAGUUUACAUCAUUAUAAAAAUGGCAUUAAUUAUCUUUCUAUUUGACAAUUUCGUGAUUGCUCUGUUUGUUUAUACAGUGUAAUAAUACUCAUACUAGUACAAAUUCUCUGCUUUUAGUUUGUUUGUUUGUUUUUAUCACCAGGGUCGUACAGCUUUGGAAGCAGCCAUCCAGACACUCAAUAUUGAUAAAGCUGAUGAUGAACUGUCUACUGGAAGACAGCAGGUGGUAAAACUUCUGCGCAAUCACAAAGCAACUAAAAUUAGUUCAGAAUUAAGGAGACGAAAUGUAGUGUUUGAUGAUGAUGAUAAUGAUGAAGAAGCAGAUGAGUCUUCUCAAGAGAGCACAAGUGCUCUGCAAAGAUUCAAUGAUAAAUUAAUGAAGAAGGAGAUUGAAAGACUUCAGAGAAUGAACAAAAAAAUUUUGGACAACAGCAACCAAGGCCAUGUGGAUGAACCACAUCCUCCCAAGACCCUGAGCAAAGGAGCUUUCAUAAGUGAGGAUGAUGAUUCGCAGGAAAACCAACUUGAAGUUGUCCUUUCGUAUCCUUCUAGUUCUUCUGGUGAGCCAGCACAUUCUUCUGUUCAUCAUGUGGUUGGCAGUGCUAAUGACAUGUUUUCUUGUGAUAGUGAUGAAGCAUCCUUUGAUGCUGUUCACAAUAAUGGAAUUGAUGUUGGUGAUGAUGAUAGUACUUAUGCAUCUAUGGAUGAGGAGAAUGGUGUUGAAAUGGUUGAUUUGAAUGAUCAAAACUCUGAUUUUGGGUUAAGUGCAUUGAUAACUGAUCCCAUAAUAGAAACAUCAAGUGAUACUAGCAGCCAUUACACUGGUCCAGUAGCAUCUCAUAUUUCUCAAAAGACUGCAGAUUGGCUUGUGGAUGAUGUUGGACCAAGGAGGGCAAAACGUAAACGUCAAGCAAAGCUCACAAACCUUGCUAGAUCAACUGAUCACACCAGACAAACGGCAACCGCAUCUAGGCCAAGACAUCGGUUAAGUCUUGGUAACACUCACAAAGGGCCUCGCCCAAAGCAAUCAAGAUUGGUUGUAUCACAAGAACCUAAAGCACCAGAGAGUCCAAGUAAUACCAUGUUGUCUCAUGAUAAUUAUGUGACAAAUCAUUGGUCUCAAAAUGAUCUUUUGACAUCGAUACCAUCUGGAUCAGAGGUAACAUCUACUGUUCUAGGUGUAAGAACUAGUCUUUAUGACUCUCCUGGAGCAAGUUCAAGACACACAGGAACCCCAGGAGGAACUCCACCCAUGCGCCUUAAAGUAUGGGUGCAGGAUAAAAUGUUUCUUAUUCCAUGUCCUCAAGGCAAUGCACAAGAAGCUAAGAGUGUUGGAUGGUUAGCUGAGCAGGUUUGUUUUGCUUUAUCUCUCUUGAGCUUACAUCUCUAGUGUAAUGCCUAAAUAAUUGCUCAGGGCCAAUAAUUCAUGGAUUUUACAUCUUUUCUCAUUCAUUCCAUAUUCAUCUAUUUAUUUUAACUUAUUUUGAUUUAAUGAAAUUUAUUUUGCUGGAUAUGAAUAAACUUAUGCUCAAACAGGUGUAUGACCUUUUUUUUUCUAGAGAGAGAGAGAGAGAGAGAGAGAGAGAGAGAGAGAGAGGGAGAGUAGCAACUUUAACCAUUGUACCCCUAAGUGACCAGCAUCUAAUUUCUCCUUGCAAUAUCACUCUGAACCAAACAUUAUGGUCAUGAGAAUAAAGGGAGCUGUGAUUGCUAACCUAAAGAAGCUCCAGCUCUCAAACAAAUAAUUAUCCUUGUCAGCACCUCAGAAAAUGUGUAGAAAACAGUAUGGUGAAUAUGCAUACUGAUGUUAGUGUGUAAAGGGUUAAUUUUACACUCAAACUAUGGACCUCACUGUGGAAUUGCAAAAUUUAAAUUACAUUACAGAUCUCUCAUGACACAAUUGCAGUAUUCUAGAUUUCUAGCAUAACUUUAUAAAUUAAAGUAUUUUCAACACUUUGGAUGUGCUAAUUUUUCGGUACUUGCUGUUGUUUUUACCUCAAAGGCUUCCCUCAGGUACUUUUCCUCUUCUGGCCUUCGUCCUGUUUUAGCCCUGAAAACAAAGGAGGGUGCUUUCUUGUCAGUGGAGGAUAAAAUCACAGAUGUACUUUCAAGUAAUGAAGAAGUUAUAGCAUCAGUGGAAUCUUGGGACUUGCCUGCAUUGUCAGAGAGAUAUCAUGAUGCAUGUCUCAACACCAACACUGGUAAAUUAUACUUUACAAAGUUUUAGGAGGAGGAGUCUUAAAAAAGCCAUUUAUUUAGUUACUUUGAUUGUAUUUAGUAUUGCCUUUUUGUGCAUUUUGUCAGACGUAUUUGCUGUGCUUGCUUGCCUUGACAAAUCUCUUGUCCAUGGAAGAUUAUAUAUCUGUGUUGUUUUCUAUGGUGUAAAUAAUCUAAAGCUUUUUUUACUUCGUAACUUUUCUGGUGGAUUUUCAAGGGAUUCCCCUUCCCUUCCUUUCACUCUACAUUCUAAAUAUCCAGGGUUUUUGCAUCAUCUUGAAAUUCUUACUUGCCUUGCCAACCCAAUGGUUGCAGCUUGGAACACUGUACCAAAGUGCUGGAUCACAGAUAAACACUUGUAUCUCAUUAAUAACACCACAACAUCUUUGUUGGAUAUCUCAUUCCUUAAAAAAGUGAAUUAAUCUGAUCAGAAAUCUUUUACCUCACUCAGCAUACAUCAAAUAUUGUUUUUCACUAUGCCUGAUUUUAAGGCUUGACAUUUUUUCACCUAUUUCUUUGUCCCUAGUACCUCAGGUAGAUGUACUUUGCAUCCUUGAAGCAGAUCCUCAUUUGUCAAGCCUCCAUCUAGUAAACAAAGCAUUACAAGAUAUCUUUGUGCUGCCUCUAUUCAGAGCUCUGCAGUGUCAUGACACUCUGACAAAGCUCUCAUUGCCUGGGAACAGGAUAGGUAUGUACAAAGAGGUUCCAGUGAUACUCUCAAAGUCAUGACUACAUUGAUCCACCAUCUAUAUUGUAACUCAAUGAACAAAGUGACAUGAAAUUUUUUGAUCAAUUUAAAGUACUUUUUAUUACUGGAUUCUCAUCCAGGUGACUCUGGCAUCCAGCAUCUAGUAUCAGCUCUCCCAACUCUCCCCUCCCUUGCUGUACUGGACCUGGCCUCCAAUGGAAUAACUAACAAAGGACUGUCAUUUGUUGCUGGUGCUUUGACUUCCAAGGAAUCACUGAGUUCAGGACCACAACAGGUUUGAAAAUUGCUCCCAAAAAGGUGGGAGAUAUGUCACUGGCAUCUGUUUUACCUUGUCUUGAAAGUAGUGACCCACAUUUCUUGCAGUUUUGGCAACUUUAUCCUUUCAGCCCUUGUCAUUACUUCAAGACUAGCUGAAGCUUGCACUGUGAAUGGUCCACUCUAAGUUAUUGAAAUUUUUUAAGAGAACAUUAGCAAAAUUAUUGCUUACUAUCAGAGAUAUCUUAAUAGAAUUUUAUUAUAAGGGAAGUUUCUUACAAUUUUACUAACAUUUGUAUUUCAAAAAUAUUUUCAAAGCUUUUCAAUUUUAACUGAGCUAAGUUUUGAAGCUCACUAAAUCAUGUUAGCAUGUAUUGUGCUCUAUAUAAGAAUUUUACAACUAUCAUUGCCUCAGUUUAGAAAUAUUUACAAUUAACUAUCACUAUGCUGUUGUCUCUUUUUCCAGAACUGUAUUCUUCAAAAGUUGGAGGAACUUGUUAUCAGCUAUAACUGGUUGGGAGACAGUGCAGGUAGUUCACUGGCUGUCAUUCUUAAAGGAUGUCCUAUUCUAAACAUUCUAAGAAUAGAAUCUUGUGGGUUGACUCAUGAAGUUGUUGCCCAGGGAAAAGCAUUUGCUUCAGCCUUAAAAGGUGAAUUUGUAAUUAAGAGUAUGUGAGUCUAACAAAGAUUAGUGGAUGCUAGUGGGUCAAAUCAUAACUAGGGCUAAAUCUAGAUUUUACCUUAGCUGAGGAUUUUGAUUUCUACUCUGUGACAAGACAUUUAACCUAAGAUUAAGGGUUCAUGUGUAGAGGAGAAUAAUCAAGGGGAUAUUUUCCAGCCUUAUGUUUUUGUUGUUUUGAGAGUGCAUUUUACAUUUACCUCUCCCUUUGCCUUUGUCCAUCAAUGCUUCGAAUGAUCAAGCGCAUUAUCCAAAAUUUGGUGGUACAUUUAUUUUUCUUUAAGCUUCAACUAGUGAGUUUUUUGUUUUUGUCCUAGAGGAGUCUGUUAGCUUGUACUAGAAGGUGAUCUAUUUAAAGUCAAAUUAUUUAUAAGCAUCUUAACAGUGAGAUUUCUUGAGGUGUAUUAAAAUGCAGAUCAUACUUUUUCCACUCUAACCAUGGCUAGUUACACAUAACUCUGAAAACACUAACUUAUGAAAUGUACUCAUAGCACAAUGAUGUAUGGUUUACUCCUUCAGGUUCAAAGUUAUUACAAUUGUCUGUGGCCUACAAUUCUCUUGGCCCUCAAGGAAUAACAGAUUUAAUGAGAGCUCUUCCAUCUGAGUCAUUGAAUCACCUGAAUGUAACCUCAUCGCUGCAAGAUCAAGGCAAUCAAUUGGCUUUCCAAAGUAUAGAGGGAUUUAUGGAAGUAUGUACAAGCUAAAUACUUACUGUCAAUUAGAGAAGAGAAUUUUAGCUCUCAAUUGAGAUUUCUGCAUGUGUAAAUUUCCAGUUGUUGAAAAGAGCGACAUUCCUUUUCACACUGUUAGAGGUUUUGUAGUUUGAUAAAUUUCUGCAUCACUGAGUUUGGUUCUUUGAAUUUUUGACACAGCAUAAACUGAAACAUGGACAUUUUAAUGAAAUUUCUGUCCUCUCAAAACUUUUUUCAAACAUUGCAAACAGAAAUCUAAUGAUUUGCACUUCAGUACCAUAAAAAUGCUAUUUUGUAAACUCUAUAAUCUACACCAUUCCUGUUUUGGAAUGUGUAUUGGAAAUUAUUUGAUUACUGAGUGUUCAGUGCAACAUUACUUUGAGAUUUCAUAGUUUUAACAGCAUAACAUGAUGUGUGCAUUUUUAGAUUGGCUGUAUCCUUUCUCAUCUGGUUCUUGGAGAUUGCUUUAUUGGCAACAAGGACCUGGAGCUUCUCUUCAAAGCUAGACAUAUAUUCUCAAUUCUCAGUUUGGAUCUGAGUUGCAAUAAAAUUGGUGCUGAUGGAUUACCAUUCCUGGAAAGGUCAGACUUCAAAACAAUGAUUUCUUGCAUACUAAUCACCCUAUAUUGCUGAAGUUUACCUGAGGAAAAAAGCUCUCUAAAAAAGUACAAAUUCUCCUUGUCAGCGUAGUAAGAAAUUUAUAGAAAACAAUAUCAAGAAUAAGCAUACUGAGGGUUAACAUUAAUCUCAUGCUUUUAAUUUUUUUUAGACUUGUGAGGGAAAGCUGCAAACUUUCAACUCUUGUUCUGGCUGGUAAUGAAGGCAUUGACUCUGUGGGAGUCAAGGGUUUGCUUGUGGCAGCUAAGGACAGUAAAACCCUCAGAAAGCUAAAUUUGUCUACUUGUGGAGUUCAAUCACCUCUUGAUGACUCAUUCUUUGAUGCUUUAAAAACCGCAAUUUCACAAGGAGACAGGGAAUGCUGUCUUGCAGAACUAGAACUAUCUCACAAUCUGAUCAGUACUGUUGAUAAAGAAAGAUUGGCAGAAGAGUGGCAUAUAGGGUAUGGAGGAGAAGGUUUAACAUGCUUAAAGAAUAAUCUCUGCUUGUUGACAAAGUCAUAAAUUGUGGUGGGUGAGCUAAAUUGAAUUCAUUCAAAUUGUAAAUAAAGGGCUUAUAUUUGUAGAAUAUCAAGUGUUUUUUACUUCUGACAGUGUAAUGUUACUCAAAUUUAAUGGGCAAGAUUUUUAGUGUUACUGUGGC
This is a messenger RNA of Pocillopora meandrina, 14385 nucleotides long. NCBI's taxonomy places the organism in Eukaryota, Metazoa, Cnidaria, Anthozoa, Scleractinia, Pocilloporidae. The record is from the annotation of a GenBank genome assembly.